Messenger RNA from Caenorhabditis bovis, 1086 nucleotides. Lineage: Eukaryota; Metazoa; Nematoda; Chromadorea; Rhabditida; Rhabditidae. The record is from the annotation of a GenBank genome assembly.
AUGGACACCCUUUUAUGGUACGCGAUCGCCGAAUUACUAUUAUCAAUUCACAUUUCCUUUUCGAAUCUUCUCGUUCUGUGGGUCUACGUCAGAUCGAAACACGUGCGAACCGUCACGAAUACCUACAUAUUCUCAUUGGCGCUCACUGAUUUUCUAGCAGGUUCAUUGGGCAUUCCAUUAACAGUUGUCUCAGUGCUAACCAGAAAACCUCGCUCGUUCUACGGAUGUCUUUUUGUGCAUUUAAUCUUGUGCAUUUUGUGCACAAUUUCAACAUUUCAUAUGCUCGCAAUUGCCAUUGACAAAUAUGUGACAAUUUGCUGCCGAGAUCGAUUAUUCUCAUCGAGAAGAAAACGCGCGAUAUUUCUGCUGACAGUCGCCUGGAUAUUCGGGCUUUUCGUCGCCAUUCUUCCACUUUUCAACGUUUUCGGUUUUGCCGAAACAAAGGAGAAAUUCAUAAACGGCGGCGAAUUGUGUCAGUUCACCGUCGUCGUCGACUAUCGAUAUCUCGUCUACGUGAUAUUCUUCGCUACCAUCGUUGCACCAACCGUUAUUAUAGUUUUGCUUUAUUCGAGCAUCUAUAAAAGGAUACGGACCGAAGAACAGCAGGUCAAAUGUCUUCUUCGUCAAUCCGAACGCGAGAAACGAAUGCAAGGCCGACGAAAGUUGAUUCGAAUCCUGAUAAUCCUUGUAGUUUCUUAUGGAAUUUGUUGGUACCCGUUGUAUAUAAUCAACACGAUUGACUACUUUUGGCCGCAAUUUUCCAUCAAUAGUAUGACACUUUGGACGGUGAUCAUGUCGCACAUGUCGUGCGCUCUGAAUCCACUGAUCUACGCCUACGGAAUGCCGGGAUUCAAGAAGGCACUUCGAGCAUUUUUCAACAUUCAAACGGAUGCAAACAACACGUGCGCGAACUACUCGUGUUAUAUGCGAUCGACGGCGAAUCAGAAGCAGAGAAGCAUCAGUGUCCGCGGGAUUCCAUACGAUCAGAACUUGUCGGCGGUUCGCAAAAUCUCGGCUCCGACACCGACGAUGCUCGAUCGACAGAGAUCGCGAAGACGGCAGACCGUCGAUCACAUUGAUUUGUGA